AUGGUUGGUGGUACCAUCCACACUGAUGACAAGAUGAAUGGAUAUCUACAUGCAAAGAACUAUGUUACGGCCAUUCUAGAGAUCAAGACUGCCAUUGCGCGAAUCAUCUAUGACGUUCGUCCUCACGUUCGUCAGCAGCUUGCACUCGCAGACGCGGCCUUGGCUACCAAGUACCCAGAAGAAGAAAUCGAUCUGGCUGCUGCCUGGGAUGAAUAUCGCAUCGACCUUCUUGAGUAUAUCUCGACAAUGUCAAAACUGUUCAUCAAAACUUGA
Penicillium odoratum is the source of this 273-nucleotide messenger RNA. RefSeq lists its product as uncharacterized. The transcript has 2 exons. Bases 1 to 273 code for a protein of 90 amino acids. Lineage: Eukaryota; Fungi; Ascomycota; Eurotiomycetes; Eurotiales; Aspergillaceae. The record is from RefSeq and is a predicted model, not a curated record.